Molecule: messenger RNA, 1589 nt
Organism: Mytilinidion resinicola
Lineage: Eukaryota; Fungi; Ascomycota; Dothideomycetes; Mytilinidiales; Mytilinidiaceae
Product: FAD dependent oxidoreductase
Exons: 6
Coding region: 84-1322 (412 amino acids)
Biological process (GO): retrograde transport, endosome to Golgi
Cellular component (GO): late endosome; cytoplasm
Molecular function (GO): oxidoreductase activity
Source: RefSeq, a predicted model, not a curated record
GUUGCCGCGACUCUUAAUACCACCAUGGCCGUCCUACUCCCGUGUUUCGCCCGCUGUGCUCACUGCAUCUUCGAAUACUCACCAUGUCCAACACCGUGAUCAUUGGCGCCGGCAUCGUAGGAUGCUCAACUGCCUACUACCUCUCCCAGUCGCCGCGUACGCAGGCGCAAAGCAUUCACCUCGUCGAGUCCUCGCCUGAACUCUUUCAAUGCGCUUCAGGCCUUGCCGGGGGCUUCUUGGCUGCUGAUUGGUUUGCGCCGUCAGUGGCUCCCCUUGGAGCAUUGUCUUUCAAAUUGCACAAGGAGCUCGCCGAGAAGUACAACGGAAGAAAGAGAUGGGGUUACAGCCUCAGCACUGGAACCUCCCUCAGCUCAGACAGUGACGUUGUCGGCGGAAGCGGAGAAGACUUCCUACGAAAUGGCACUAGUCGUGCGCAGGCUUCUGGAGCUCGCGCGCCUGGCAAUGCAAAUGGGCCUGAGUGGCUAGCUGUGAGUGAGGGCUCAAGCUUGGAGGUCAUCAGCCGGGAAAACAGUACGGCACAAAUCGACCCGCUCCGCUUCUCCCAUUUCCUCCUCGACGAAUGUCGCUCGCGCGGUGUGCAAUUCCACCAACCUGCUCGCGCCCUCUCUGUCUCCAAAGACGUGAAAGGCCAACUUGCCAGCGUCCGUAUCUGCACCGCCGACGGCACGGAAACUGACCUCCCCUGCACCCGCCUCGUCAUAACGGCCGGCUCUUGGGCUCCAAAAGUCUUCUCCACGCUGUUCCCCUCCUCCAAAGCUCGGAUCCCCAUCGCUCCACUCGCCGGCCAUGCUCUACUCUUCCGCAACCCCACCUACAACGCCGCCACAGACGCCGACAAAGACUGCUACGCCGUCUUUGCAACCGACACGCUUGGGUUCUCGCCGGAGUUGUUCAGUCGCCUCGGCGGGGAGCUCUACAUCGCGGGUUUAAAUACCACGCAGAUCAAACUACCGGAGGUCGCAACCGAUAUUGAGAUUAAUGAAACGGCUAUCAAUCAGUUGCGAGAUUGCGCGGCGGUCAUGCUGGGGCUGGAAGGGGGUGGGGAGGCGAUCGAAGUGCUUAGGGCUUCACUUUGCUUCCGCCCAGUAACUUCCAGCGGUCGACCCAUCAUCGCACGCGUUCCAGAUGAGAAACUCGGCGGCGGUCUCACCACUCGUCCAGCAGCCGAAGGCGGGGUCUUUGUCGCUGCUGGACACGGCGCAUGGGGCAUCUCCCAAGCCCCCGGUACGGGCCUCUGUAUGGCUGAACUGAUCGAAGGCCAGACACCCUCUGCGAACAUUACUCCGCUGUCUCUCCCAUGAUCUGAAUCACGUGUCUCCUUUUCCUCUCUGAUAAAAGGCGUUUUCAAAAAGCUCAUGCGAGCUGACUGGGCUAGCCACGGCUCAAUCUAAUUCUUUCCUUUUCUUUUCUUCUCCCUUUCUCGUGCUGCAUUUUCAGGCUCACUUUCAGGUCACUCAACAUAGAAGGAAGCGUGGAGCAAUCGGUAACAGACGGCUCAGUCUUCGCCCGGGUUACGAGACUGGCCGUCAUAUAUGUAGUAAACAUGAUCAAAAAAGUCCCUUCUCGUC